Molecule: messenger RNA, 436 nt
Organism: Tyto alba (common barn owl)
Lineage: Eukaryota; Metazoa; Chordata; Aves; Strigiformes; Tytonidae
Product: claw keratin-like
Exons: 2
Coding region: 47-436 (129 amino acids)
Cellular component (GO): intermediate filament
Molecular function (GO): structural constituent of cytoskeleton
Source: RefSeq, a predicted model, not a curated record
CUGCUUGACUCUCCUGAUCAACCGGGACUCCUUGCCUGCCUGAAAGAUGUCGUGCACCAGCCUGUGCAACACGUCCUGUGGGGUGGCCGCCCCUGCCCCUCUGGCUGACACCUGCAACGAGCCCUGCGUGCGGCAGUGCCCCGACUCCACAGUGGUGAUCCAGCCCCCGGCCUCAGUGGUCACCUUCCCCGGGCCCAUCCUCAGCUCCUUCCCACAGCACAGCACCGUUGGCUCAGCUGGAGCCCCGACCAUUGGAUCGGGCUUUGGCGGCAGUUUUGGAGGCCAUGGUGGCUGGGGUGGUUAUGGAGGCCAUGGGGGCUAUGGGGGCUGGGGUGGCUAUGGAGGGUAUGGGGGCUUUGGUGGCUUUGGAGGUUGUGGAUCUGGCGGCUGGGCCCGAGGCCACAGAUACCUCAACGGCAACUGCUCACCCUGCUAA